AUGGCACCUUACGAGGCUUUAUAUGGUCGUAAGUGUCGUACUUCACUAUAUUGGACUGAGUUGGGUGAACGUCGGGCUGUGGGUUCGAAGUUAAUUUUUGAGAUCGAAGAUAAGGUUAGACUAAUUCGGAAUCGUCUGAAGACGACUUCUGAUAGACAGAAGUCUUAUGCAAAUCUGAAGAGGAGAGAUAUUGAGUACUCUGUGGGUGACUUCGUUUUGCUUAAGGUUUCUUCGUGGAAGAAAGUUCUAAGAUUCGAUCGUAAGGGCAAGUUGAACCCUAGGUUUAUUGGGCUGUAUCAGAUUCUGAAGCGUGUAGGACCGGUUGCUUAUCAGUUGGAGUUACCUCCAAAGUUGAACUGUCAUUAUGAGGGUACCGAUCAAGUCAAGAAAUCAAAGUUGGGAAUUCUCACUCUCAAUUAUGAGAUGUUUAUGAUGAAGCCCGAUGAGGACAUCAAAGUUAUGUCCGAUAGAUUCACCACCAUCAUCAUCAAUAAGCUCAAAUCCUAUGGGAAGACCUAUCCCAAUGAAGAGAUAGUGAGGAAAAUGCUUAGAAGCUUUCCAAUGUCGUGGGAUGCCAAAGUUACAGCCGUUGAGGAAGCAAAGAGGGUCAAGCAAAAAAAAAAACUCGAGGAUCAUGUUGCUACUUGGAGUGAUGAAGAUUCAUCCAACAAUGAAGACCAAGAAGUAGCCAACCUUUGCCUUAUGGCCAUCAACGACUCUGAGCUCCUCUCUUCACCCUUUCCACAGCUCCUCUCUUCACCCUAUCGAUUGCAGCAUCAUCAUCUCUGCCUCAUCUUCUCUGCUAGUUCACCUCUUCUCUUUGCUUGCCUCGUUAGCGUGCCGGUUCACCUCUGCUGGUUUAUUGAAGAUGGAACUCAUAUUCGUGCAUCCGUUCCACCUAGCAUGCAAGGAAGAUUUCGUAGCCGUAAAGGGGGGACGACACAAAAUGUAUUGGCUGCCAUUACAUUUGAUUUGAAAUUUGCCUAUGUUCUAGCUAGUUGGGAAGGUAGUGUACAUGAUUCUCGUAUUUUAAAUGAUGCACUUUCACGCCUAACAGGAUUAAGAAUUCCGGAAGGUAAAUAUUAUCUUGCUGAUGCUGGAUAUGGAAUCCGAAUUGGAUGUAUUACCCCAUAUCGUGGUGUCCGAUAUCAUUUAAAAGAGUUUGCUGCUGAAGGGUCUGAAAAUGCAAAGGAGCUCUUUAAUCUUCGCCAUUCAUCAUUACGGAUCACUGUUGAACGUGUUUUUGGGAUUUUGAAGAAACGAUUUCGUGUAUUAGAUGUUGAACCAUUUUGGAAUUUUCAAACUCAAGUAGAUAUAGUUUUGACUUGUUCUAUCAUUCAUAAUCAUAUAAUGGGAGUUGAUCCUAGUGAUUUACUUAACCAAGGAUUAUACGAGGCGUCUGAGUCUGAUUCGAUAAUACAAACUCUCACGGAGCGAGAAGAAAGACAAGAAGCAAGAGAAUGGUCUGCUAAGAGAGAUGAAAUUGCACAAACUAUGUGGACUGAUUAUAUGGCUAGAAAUAUUAGGUAG
This is a messenger RNA of Gossypium raimondii (Peruvian cotton), 1530 nucleotides long. RefSeq lists its product as uncharacterized. NCBI's taxonomy places the organism in Eukaryota, Viridiplantae, Streptophyta, Magnoliopsida, Malvales, Malvaceae. The transcript is spliced from 6 exons. The coding region runs from base 1 to 1530 and encodes 509 amino acids. The record is from RefSeq and is a predicted model, not a curated record.